GCAUGCUGUUGAUCUAUCCGCAGUUCUGAGUUACCAGUCAGUCGAGGCUGCUUCUUGCAUUAUCAUUUACUGCCGUGAGGGCCCGAUUGCAGGGAGAUUUGGCUUUCGAGUAGCCUUGUUUGUCUGCUUCCAUAGCCCACUUUGUCCUCUACCUCACAUUUCCGAUCGUUUCUCGAACAUGCUUCCCCUCGGCCUCCUGACGGCCGCGCAAGGCCAUCCCAUGCUCGUGGAGCUGAAAAAUGGCGAGACACUGAACGGCCAUCUUGUCAAUUGCGACAACUGGAUGAACCUGACACUCAAGGAGGUUGUCCAAACAAGCCCCGAAGGCGACCGAUUUUAUAGAUUACCAGAAGUUUACGUGCGAGGAAAUAACAUUAAAUACCUCCGAGUCCCAGAAGAAAUCAUCGAUAUUGUUAAGGAACAGCAACAGCAUGAUCGGGGCUCAUCCCGGGGCGGUCGUGGUGGACGAGGCGACGGUAAAGAUAGAGGCAGAGGCGGCAGGGGAGGCCGCGGUCGUGGACGUGGACGCGGUGGUUGAAGGCGGUUGUAUUGGGACAAACUGAUGGAAGAUUACGAGACGAGAGAAUAAAGAAGAUACCCUGAAUAUGAAAGGCGGCUUGGAGAGGCAUGCGGUCGUACUACUUUUACGGGACUUGCACGUGCAUGGUAUCGGCGUACUUUGGCCUAGCAGUGAGGUGUAUGGGGAUUUUACCAGCCGAAAUAGUUAGUUCUAGUUCACCAAGGCGAUGUCAGUCUUGUAAUAUCAUCGUCUGUUGCUGAAUCGCAGCAACUGGACAUUCCUCCAGCGAUUUGCGGAAACUUCACGGAGAUAUCACGUGACCACUAUCUUUUAGAAUCAGCUUCCAACUUCAAAACAGAUGACUUGAAC
This is a messenger RNA of Talaromyces proteolyticus, 889 nucleotides long. RefSeq lists its product as uncharacterized. Gene Ontology annotation, cellular component: P-body; spliceosomal tri-snRNP complex; U6 snRNP. NCBI's taxonomy places the organism in Eukaryota, Fungi, Ascomycota, Eurotiomycetes, Eurotiales, Trichocomaceae. The transcript has 3 exons. Bases 179 to 538 code for a protein of 119 amino acids. The record is from RefSeq and is a predicted model, not a curated record. Gene Ontology annotation, biological process: spliceosomal snRNP assembly; P-body assembly; mRNA splicing, via spliceosome. Gene Ontology annotation, molecular function: U6 snRNA binding.